GUUUUGAGGUGUUAUUGGUUCCCAGAUUCUCCAUUACUCUCAUCGUUUUCUUCAUCAUUCAACAAACACUGCCCUCUAUUCUGUACCCUCUUCCCUUCUCUCCUUCUUCCCAUUCGCUAUUCACCAAUCCCUAUCACCCUUCUUUACCUUUUCACCAAGUAAUUGAAGUCUUGGGGGGCAUGCACUCAGAGCAAGUUAGUUUCUGGUGUAGAUAGAGUUACAUGUGUUUUUUCAGGAACAUGGCAACACAUGAUAUGGAUCCUGAUGUUGUUCGCUGGGGUCUUCAUCUCCUGGAUGGUUGUACGUUUUCCCAUAGAGCUUCGCCUAGUGUUGUUACUCGAUGUGAUCCGGAUUUAGGUCGAGUUGAAUAUGUUAGGGAAGGCUUCUGUCAGAAUUCUUAUGUGGACGAUGAUGAGGCUGUUGCGCGUGCUUAUCAAGAAGAGUUGUCGCGACUUGGUUCCAUGGAAGCCUCUGGGAUGUCAAAUUUUGGUAAUGAGCAAGUGGGGGCGUCCGUUUAUCCACCAGACUGGCUUGCUUCUUCAAAUGGAAACUAUAACUUUGGUGGCAACUCUUGCGAGAACUCUGUAGAUGAGUCAUCCAGUAUGAAAGAAGUGGAGAAUUGUGGUCCAGGUGAAAGGGAAAAUGAUGGGCAUGAAAAUGGAGGUUUUGAUCCGUCUUCUGAAUCAGGAGAGAUGUCUUAUAUCAGUGAUGACUUUUGGCAUACAUUGGAAAUAUCAGAUGAGUCUUCUCUUGAUGGCGAAGUAGGAAAAAGGUUAAAUCAGAUGGUUCCCAUUCCUCAUAUUCCUAAAACCAAUAUAAAAAUACCAUCUGAUGAUGAAGAAAUAUCAGAUCAUCAAAGGCUGCUAGACAGACUGCAGUUAUAUGAGCUGGUUGAGUCUAAGGUUGAAGGAGAUGGUAACUGCCAGUUUCGUUCUUUGUCAGAUCAGCUCUAUCGCUCUCCAAACCACCACAAAUUUGUGAGGGAGCAAAUUGUUGAACAGCUCAAGUCUUGCCCAGAACUAUAUGCGGGUUAUGUUCCUAUGGCUUAUAGUGACUAUUUGAAGAAAAUGAGCAAGAGCGGUGAAUGGGGAGAUCAUGUCACGUUACAGGCUGCUGCAGAUUGGUAUGGUGUCAAAAUUUUUGUGAUUACAUCUUUUAAGGACACAUGUUACAUUGAGAUUCUUCCACAGCAACCGAAGUCUGGAAGAGUGAUAUUUUUGAGCUUUUGGGCAGAGGUGCAUUACAACCCAAUUUAUCCAGAAGGAGAAUUGCCUUCAUCCCAUGGUUCCUAUCUAAAGAAAAAGAAGAAAUGGUGGAAUAUCGGUGGCUAGGAUCAUUGCACGGUGGAGAUGCAACUAUUUCACGCAUCAGUUCCUUCAUUUUUUUUCUUGUAUAGUAUUCAUUCUUUUGUAUAUAUAUAGAUUAUUUUAUUUCUCCUAUUUUUACAAAAACCAAGCUGCCUCUGAUUCAUUUUUCUGUGUCUGACCUUUGUAGUCCUAUUAUGGUUUUUUCUUUUCUUUUCACA
Molecule: messenger RNA, 1525 nt
Organism: Lotus japonicus
Lineage: Eukaryota; Viridiplantae; Streptophyta; Magnoliopsida; Fabales; Fabaceae
Product: OVARIAN TUMOR DOMAIN-containing deubiquitinating enzyme 9
Exons: 11
Coding region: 222-1331 (369 amino acids)
Biological process (GO): protein deubiquitination
Molecular function (GO): cysteine-type deubiquitinase activity
Source: RefSeq, a predicted model, not a curated record